Molecule: messenger RNA, 1510 nt
Organism: Portunus trituberculatus (swimming crab)
Lineage: Eukaryota; Metazoa; Arthropoda; Malacostraca; Decapoda; Portunidae
Exons: 8
Coding region: 611-1510 (299 amino acids)
Source: RefSeq, a predicted model, not a curated record
ACACGCCCACACAGACACACACGCCCACACAAACAAACACACCCACACAAACAGACACACCCACACAAACACACACGCCCACACAGACACACACGCCCACACACACGCCCACUUUCAAAAUCAAGCGACAAGCGGAGAGAAACACCCGCGCCUUGUUUCUACUUGUGGAUGAUACUUGUGGGAUUCCUUCUAAUAGCGGAGAAUGCCCCAGCACCGCCAUCUACACCCAACUACGCAUACACCUGAGAGACCUCCUGACAGACCCAAACACACAGCUCGAGUGGCUUGGAAUGGGCAAAUACUGGCUGGAAAUCUUGACUCCGAAGAACGAAAUCUACGGGAACGAAAUUUUACACAGCGUUUCUGACCUGGAUAUAGAAAACGCGCUGGACUUCAUCCCAACUUCGCCGGGGACUAUUUACCAAACCUCACCAGAGCAUGCGUUGAAUAGAGUACUGGGUUACUACAAGCGCACGAGUAUCAAGGCCCAGUGGAGGUGCUUUUGGUGCAGUUGGUGAAGCAGUAUGACAAAGGAGUGGUAGACGAAUCGCUGCUUGGUGAUGUGAGAGUUAAUGGUGUGGUGUACAAGAGCGAGAAAAAUAACUUGUGGAUGAAGGAUAUAGCGGUGAAGACUGGAGGCGCCUACACCUUCAGCGCCCAGUACAGCCCUAAAUACACCACAGAGGCCCUGAAGAAGACAAUGCCGGGUUACAACAGGCUUACAGUAUUGGAGGAAACAGUGACGUUGGAGGAAGGCGAGAGAGAUUUGGGAGUUUACAUCGACUCUACCAUUGGGCUCAACACGUUCUUCUCCUGCACAUUCCUGAGACGUGGAGGAGGAGGAGGGUUUAAAGUCCUAGAUCCUACAGGAGUGGAAAUACAAAGCCCUGAUCCUUUUAAUGUACAGGUUGAGGAUGCCAGAGAAGGAUUGUGGAGACUCACCACUACCACCACCACCACCACCGCCGCCACCAUCACCACCACCACCACGCCACGCCCGACCACACAGCCAGACAUCAGAGUGUGGUCAUCUGCCUCCACCAUGACCCCGCUUGACCUGACCUCCCAGCCGCUGACCUUGCACGCCCUGGUGACCUUAGGGGGGGUAGGGGUCACGGGGCUGGAGGUCAAGGGAAUGGUGAACAGUGGUGAAGAUAUAGAGGUCAUAUUGUUUGACGAUGGUUAUGGAGACCCAGACAUGAGAGCGGGGGACGGUGUGUACAGCGGCUAUGUAAUUGAUUACACUGGAGGGGAGGAACAAGUGGCGGGCCUGGCAGGUGUAACUAUCACACCUGCCUCCGCCGCCUCCUCCUCCACCAGGUCUUCUUCUUUCUCUUCUUCUUCAAGGGUUAUGCCUCAAGACCCAUUCAGCCCGGGGUUCUGCUGCGGCUCGGAGGUUCCAGGGAUCGCCGCCCCCCUCACCAGAGAGCUGCCUGCCUCCACCACCCUCACCACCACUGCCAGCCCCCCGUGGGACCCCCUGGACCCGAGAGACUGUGUGUUAUAUUAA